Messenger RNA from Aegilops tauschii subsp. strangulata, 868 nucleotides. RefSeq lists its product as uncharacterized. The record is from RefSeq and is a predicted model, not a curated record. Lineage: Eukaryota; Viridiplantae; Streptophyta; Magnoliopsida; Poales; Poaceae.
CCGAAGGAGCCUUUUUUGGGUACAUGCUACGCAAUUUUCAUAUGUAUAACUGUAAUGAACAUACAGUACUGGAAAAUUUUAUCUGUGAGUUGCAUGACGACAAUGUUAGAUCCCUUACCAUUUUUAACUUUGUAUGCAUGAACAGAUGAACACUCAAUACAGUAAUUUUCAUAUUUGGGAGGUGUAAUUUUUAAAACUAGUGACAAUGGGAAAUCCUUAUCGGUGUUCUUUUAUGUCUUAUCUAGUUAACAUAACAUAGUGUUAGUUGGAGAACCCAUGAUGGGAACAAUUACGUUCCCUUGAAUUACUGGGCUAAAUAUGCUCCUUUUUUGCAAUUGCCAGCUUGAAAAGCUCAUAAAUGCUAAUUCAACUGAGGUUGAUUGGGAACGUUCCUUCUAUUUGAAUUUAGUCGCUCACACGUCAUAUACUGUCACAGUGGCAUUGUGCAGUAUCAGCAAUCUUCGCAAUCGUGCAGACAAAAGCAAGCGGUUGCCUCCAAUUUACAAGGUUUCAAAAACUGUAUAUGCAUCCCCUAGCCGUGUAAAUUUCCGCCUUGAUCAAAGAAAGGCUGUAGAGACAGUACCUGCAUAUCCGAACAUUUAUUUCUCAGUUGAUGACAUCGAUGAUCCUUUUGAUGCUGUGGUUUUGUCAGACCCAGAACACUGCUAUUGUGUGAUUCUCAAUGCGCAUGAUGGGGCAGCAUUUCCUGAAGAAAGCGAAUCAAGCAAUGUCGGUUCAAAUAUACAAUCUGGGAUCAACUCUGGGAGCAGUGGAGAGAACCCACCAAAGGUUCACUCUCUUCCUAAAUGAAGGUUUCAUCGUGAUGACCGCAGCUCUCUUCUAUGUGAUGGUAGUUUAGAUGAUCGAU